Vitrella brassicaformis is the source of this 2442-nucleotide messenger RNA. The record is from the annotation of a GenBank genome assembly. NCBI's taxonomy places the organism in Eukaryota, Vitrellaceae.
GGGCACGGCGCGUUAGUUAGGCUCUGUGUGUGGUAAGAGAAGACGACAGGUCAGACAGACACAGGGUGUUUGCUGAAGUUGAGCUCAAGCAUUCAUUGAUCUCACAAAACAUUCAUUGAUCUCACAACACGUCCGACGUAUCGUCGUACCGCACAAACACUUCACGUAGGCCACCACGUCAGUUGCAUCGUCAGUGACACACAGUGCACAAACACGAAGUUAGCUUUUACCAAAAACGAGUUGGUCCAUCUUCCGACAAAACGAUAUGGUACAGCCGAGUGAAAAACGGGCCAAUACGUGUAAAGGUAUUCAGGCCACCACGUCGGCUGCAUCGUCAGAGACACAGAGAGCACAAACAAACAUGAAGUCGGCUUUUGCAAAAAACGACUUGCCAAUGGUCCAUCUUGCGACAAAACGGUAUGGUACAGCCGGGUCAAAAAAGGUACUCACGCGCUCGUGGCACCGCCGCCAUGAACAUGCCAUACCUCGAUUUCCUUGGCCGUCAAAUGCCAGUCCGCCGCCAGUGUGCCGUUGCCAUUGGAGUUGAAUUGGCCGAGGUAGCCGUCGGGCAGGUCGUCCCUCGCCACCCACUGAUGCAUGCUGCGCACGUCAUCUGCCGGGCCCGGGCUGGCCCAGGCCAACCACAGAUACCCACGGCCAAUGCUCAUCUGCACGCAGACAUGUGACAAUCAGUCAGUUGGUUCAGUGCCAUUCACUGCACUGACACCAAGUGCGUAUACCUCCACCGACCUUGCCGCGGUAGUCCAUAUUGUUGGCAUUGAGGGAGGCGUGGCGGCCGGCGACCUCGACCACCUGUUGAGCCUCGGGGAUGGGUAUCUUGGUGAUCUUGGGGUAUGCACCGCUGAUGGAAAUGAGGAACUGCUGCACCUUGUAGUUGCCGCUGGUCUGGUCUGUGUCGGCGGGCGGCUUGAGUUGGCCGUCGACGAAGGCGCCGAAUCGGUGUGUGUCGUUGUGGUUGAUGAGGAACAUCAGACCGCUGGCGUCGCCCACCUUGUCGAGCAGCGUGUCCCAGUCGCCACCGUCUCGGCUAGACCUGACAAACCAGCGAGAAGCCGCUUCCAUUCGACGCCAUGGAGCGUUCGUGAGUGCCCUGCUCACUUGUACAAGAGCGACACGCUGCUUUGUUGCUUUUCUGUGAGGUCCAGCACACUGCCCCACUCUUCUCCCGACUUGACGAUGAAAUCGCCGCCAGGUGGCAGAUGGCAGAUCGGUGCGUAGGCGAUGCCAUACAUCUCCAUGUCCUCGAUGCACAGCCGUCGCUCGCUGUCGUCGAGCAGUGGGGGGUGGAUGAGUUGUCCCUUGGGCAUGGUGGCGAUGCGCCUGGCAAACUCCACUGUGGUAAUGAAAUGCUUGGCGGGGGUCUGUCGGAUGUGUCGGUCCGGCCAGUUCGGCGGGGUGCUGCCGACACAAAUGCACAGAGGAAUCCAUAGCUCGUAAUCGCUUCUGUGGCCCCUCCUUACUCGGAGAAUCGCGUGAGCAGCGGAUGGUUGGCGCCCAGUCGACACAGCGUGCUCUUCAUGAUCACCACCUGCCGGCCGAGGAUGGUCACACUCAGCAGGGCAUUGUCGCCAUCGUCUGGUGUCUUCAUGAAGUGCUCCAUGGCCGCCAGGAAUGCCUUGAUGUCCUCUUUGAGCCGCCACAGUGUCUUGAGAGGCUUUGAAAGGGCACGCAUCCACCGCUCAGCAGCGUCGAUGUACUGCUGGGUGGCCUCGUCCAGAGCCGCAGCUGAAUCCCAUGGCUGGUCGUCUCCAGUGUUGGCCAUUACGGCAUCGGGCCUUUUCUGCUGCUGGUAUUCUGAUGGGGAGAAGACCCCGACCUCGCGCAUGAAGAGGGAGUCGUACUCGGCGCAUGCGGGGUCGGCUGCCUUGGAUGUGUGGAGGGUCACCGUGUUCGCACGGCCGGUCUCGUAGAGGGUCAGCGCGUCCAGGAAGGCGUCGAAGUAGGCACUGGACACCUCCAGAUAGACGUGGCCGCUGGAGUCUCUGGGCAGGCCGUCAGCGAAAUGCAUGAGCAGUACCGAGAUGUACCGCUUGCGCAUGAGAGGCAUCAGCAGGCCUCGGCGGCUCACCGGAAAGACCACCCCGCCUGCAUUGCACACACGACAACAGGACACAUCGGUGCACACAUCAACGCACGACUGAGGUCGUCUUGCGUGUGUUGACCUACCUGCGUUGACGAGCACCUCGCCUGUGGUCUCGGGAGGCUGCCACACGCCGCCCUUGGCUGCCACUGAAGCCAUGAUGUCCUCUGCCAGCUGCUUGGCGCCAUCUCUGGCCCUGGUCUCUUGCUCACGAAGCGCGUCGAGUGAUGCGUCGCAGUCGCUGAUGAGUCGCGCGACAGAUGGGCAGUCUGAAAGCGACGCUGGCAUCGUCAUUGUCACCACAGAAGCACAGAUCUGCAGAAAUUCGCAGGAAGAACUGC